Messenger RNA from Aplysia californica (California sea hare), 2963 nucleotides. Its product is annotated as polypeptide N-acetylgalactosaminyltransferase 2. Gene Ontology annotation, cellular component: Golgi apparatus. Lineage: Eukaryota; Metazoa; Mollusca; Gastropoda; Aplysiida; Aplysiidae. The record is from RefSeq and is a predicted model, not a curated record.
CAAGUUCGACGUUUAUAUAGUUCAGAAACAAUGUAGCACUUGGACAGACUCGAAACACCCAAACGGUCUUGAAUGGUUCGACGGAAAUUUAGGCUGCUAGUGCUCAUUGCGGGCAUCUGGCUGAUUGGCAUAGUUUUCUAUGUCACCAGAGCAGGCGAUCAGGAUGGGCGAGGCAGCCGAGUGGACUCCGGGCCGGACGGGUUCAACGCCCCACGCCGGCCGAGACAUGAGGAGAAGUGGGAGACUCUGGGACAUGACGACACGGUGGUGCUGGUCACGGAGGCUCCUAGGAUCAUCACUGGUGUGAACCCGCGUCUGAUGGAGAGCCGCGAGGUGCAGAAGGAGGACGUGGUUCAGGAGGAGGAGGGCGUGGUCUGGACGGAGUUUGACGAGGAGAAGUACGUGGCCAAGACGAGGCUGCGGCCGGGGGAAGAUCCCUACACCAGGAACAAGUUCAACCAGAAGGCCAGCGACGGAACGAGGUCCAACCGGGAUGUGCCUGACACGAGACACCUGGAGUGUCGGUCCAAGCCUUGGAGACACGAUCUGCCGGACACGUCUGUCAUCAUCACCUUCCACAACGAGGCUCGCUCGGCCCUGCUCCGGACCAUCGUCAGUGUGUUCCGGAAAAGUCCGGCUCAUCUUCUCAGAGAAAUCAUUUUGGUGGAUGACUUCAGCGAAGAUCCUAGCGAUGGACUGGAGCUGAACAAGAUCCACAAGGUGACGGUGCUGAGGAAUGAGAAGCGACAAGGUCUGAUCCGGUCACGGGUGAAGGGAGCCGCGGCAGCCAAAGGUCAAGUGUUGACCUUCCUGGACAGUCACUGCGAGUGUAACGCCAACUGGCUGGAGCCUCUGCUAGAGAGAGUGGCUGAGGACAGUAGGAACGUGGUCAGCCCCAUCAUCGAUGUGAUCAGCAUGGACAACUUUGACUACAUCGGGGCCUCGGCCGACCUCAAGGGAGGCUUUGACUGGAAUCUGGUCUUCAAAUGGGAUUACAUGACGGCAGAGGAGAGGAACAGGAGGAGGCAGGACCCCAUUUCUCCCAUAAAAAAUCUCCUUCCGUGUGUGGCAAUGUCACGGCAACCUUGAGAUCAUCCCGUGUAGCCGCGUGGGUCAUGUGUUCCGGAAACAGCACCCCUACACCUUCCCAGGGGGCAGCGGACAGAUCUUCGCCAGGAACACCAAGCGAGCGGCAGAAGUAUGGAUGGACGACUACAAACAGUUUUACUUUGCCGCUGUGCCGUCUGCGAGACACGUCAACGUGGGAGACAUCUCGGAGAGGCUCAAGCUGAGGGAGACGUUACAGUGCAAGCCGUUCAAGUGGUUCCUGGAGAACGUCUACCCAGAACUCAAGGUCCCCAACUCUCAGGACGUGGCGUUCGGCAGCAUUCGUCAGGACAGUCAGUGCAUGGACACCAUGGGCCACUUCGCCGACGGCACGCUGGGGCUGUACCAGUGUCACAACGCAGGCGGGAACCAGGAGUUCUCCCUGAGCAAGGAGGGUCAGAUCAAGCACCUGGACCUGUGCCUCACCCUGGUGGGCACCAAGCCGGGCAGUGUGGUCAAGCUCUUCCAGUGUCGCCACAACAACAACCUGCAGGUGUUCAGCCAAACAGGCAGCAAGGACCAGCUCAAACACGCCAAGUCCAACCUGUGCCUGGACAGCUCCGAGUGGAAGACCCAGGGAAUCCUGGCCAACCGCUGCAACGGCUCGCCCGCUCAGAAGUGGUCCUUUUCCCUCAACAAGGACAGAUAGGACACUGGAUGGGGGAGAGGGAGGGGUUGGGGGGAGGGGAGGAGGGUGUGGGGGGGAGGGAAGAACACGUGAAUGAGGGAAGGACGGGGAUGGACUGAUGGACUCUCGCUGGUCUAUCAUCAAACACUGCUGUCUGUUGUUGCUGUUGUCAUCAUCAGCUGUUGCUGUUGUCGUCAGCUGUUGCUGUUGGACGAGCCAAUAAGCUCAACAAAGCUGUUGUCCUUUUUGGGAAUGGUUACUUAACGUUGAAAGCUUUAAGAUAACAUAAGAUAAGGUAAGAUAAGAAUUUAUUGUCCUUGCGAGAAAUUUUAUGUGGUUUUACGGGAAUGAUGAAACACAUGCACAUAUACAUAGAGUUUUAAUUAUAUAUUACUUUCAUAAUAGUAUUUCAAUAUGACGAGAACAAUAUGAACUGACCAUAAUACCAUAUGUCACAUGAUGCAUAUUUCAAACCACAUGCAGGAAUUUAUCUUAGAUCUUUAAAAGUUAUAUAUAGAUAUGAUAUUGGACAUAGUAAGAAGACCAGUGAUUGCCAGCCAGGGAGACAUAUCCCACUAGUGGGCGAUUUGGUCAUUUCGAUGGGCGGUGGGGUCACUGGGGUAGUGAUUGGUAUUUUUAAACCAUCUUUUCACGAAAUUAUAACAAUUACCUGCCAGACAGCAAAAUAUUUUGGAGGCGAUAUGUUGAUCUAAUGCUCCCUUUUUUUCCCACCUGCACUAACAGUGGCACACCAGGGUUUGUGGUGUAGUGGGUAGAUGGUUCGCUUGUGAACAUAGGAGACCCGAGUUUGAUUCCCGAGUGGGGAUGAUCUUUACUGGGUCGGAAAAUUAAAUGAUCUAAAUUGUAGGGGCCGUAAAAAAAAAAAAAUGUACAUUAAAAUUUUUAAAAGCUUUUCAGCUGUGGCACAGAGAACAGUCAGAUGCUUUCAGGGUCCGAGAAAUCCCCGGCCCGACCUUGACCCCUACCUCACCUGUCCCUGCGGUCAGCGAGUGAACGUCUAUGUCGCUGGCCGAGAUCUCACGUGGUGAGUGGGCGGGGGAGGGCCGGAUAUCCAACGUCCGUACUGACUGCUUUGUGCCACACCACGGGUUUACGCCAUAAUUUAUUGAUUAUAAUGAUGAGAAUGAUAGUGGAUUAAUGAUGAUGAGAGGGAUAAUAAUGAUAACAAUGAUGAUGGAUUAAUAAUGAUAAUUAGAACAGUAAUGGA